Molecule: messenger RNA, 1245 nt
Organism: Glarea lozoyensis ATCC 20868
Lineage: Eukaryota; Fungi; Ascomycota; Leotiomycetes; Helotiales; Helotiaceae
Product: beta-lactamase/transpeptidase-like protein
Exons: 4
Coding region: 1-1245 (414 amino acids)
Source: RefSeq, a predicted model, not a curated record
AUGGACGUCCCCGCCUUCGAGAACAAAAUCGAACGCAUGUGCCAGGAGCGAGUGAUUCCGGGUGUUCUUUGUAUCGCGAGUGAUACCACUGGCUCCUUUCAAUAUAAAAAGGCCUUUGGCGUGCGUACACUCAAAGAGGACACACCGCAUGAUCUGUUGAAAGUAGAUGCCACAAUGUGGCUCGCCUCGUGCACGAAGCUUAUUGGGACGAUUGCGGUUAUGCAACUUGUGGAGCAGGGGAAGAUAGGGUUGGAUAGUGAUAUCACUGAAUUCAUCCCAGAACUUAAGGGGUUGGAAAUAUUGAAGGGGUUUGAAACUAUCGAUGGGGUGGAAACGCCGAUUUUGGAGGGGAAUGAGAGAGUUAUAACGUUAAAGAUGUUACUAACCCACCAAUCCGGCCUCUCCUAUCAAUUCUUCAACCCAAAUAUAAUCAAACACCGUGCCCUAACCGGCGGAGAAACACCCGCAAUCUACAUGACAUCCCCCGAUCUCAUCUCAACCUUCAAAACACCACUUACCUAUGUCCCGGGCGAGGGCUGGGAAUACAGCAGCGGCAUCGACUGGGCCGGCCUAAUCGUCGAACGCAUCUCUGGCAUGGAGUUAGAGACGUACUUUCAAAAACACAUCUGGGAUCCCCUAGACGUCCGUAGUAUGACAUUCUUCCCUGCCCAGCACCCAGAGAUCGCGGGGAAAUUAGUCGACAUGAGUCUCCGCGCCGGCGGCAGCACAGCGAUGGGCACGGCGGUGGAUCCGAACGGGAAGAUGGAAUAUACGACUGACACGGUGUGGAAUCCGGAUAUGAAAUUCGCGUCCGCGGGCGCGGGAUUGUAUGGCGCACCGCUCGACUACCAGAAACUCCUGCAUAGUCUCUGCGUCGGGGAUGAGAAGAUCUUGGAAAAUGCAACGCUGGAUCUGAUGUUCCAAGACCAUCUGGCGCCGGCGGCGAAAACGGCGUUUGAAGCCACGCUAGAGGUGAAGGAGUUGCGUGCUGUGUACGGGGUUAGGGAAGGUCAGAAAGUGUCGUGGGGGAUUGGAGGGAUGGUGUAUUUGGAGGAUGUGGAGGGGGGGAGGAGGAAGGGGACGAUGAAUUGGGGUGGGUAUCCGGGGUUGUUUUGGUUUUGUGAUAGAGUUUCGGGAGUGUCGGGGGUGUUGGCGAGUCAGAUUAUUCCGCCCGGGGAUGAGGUGUUUAAGGGGGUUAUGGAGGAGUGGGAGGGGGUAGUUUAUAGGAAUGCUGGGAAGGUGUAG